Molecule: messenger RNA, 4706 nt
Organism: Trichechus manatus latirostris (Florida manatee)
Lineage: Eukaryota; Metazoa; Chordata; Mammalia; Sirenia; Trichechidae
Gene: ZNF81
Product: zinc finger protein 81
Exons: 6
Coding region: 275-2278 (667 amino acids)
Biological process (GO): regulation of DNA-templated transcription
Source: RefSeq, a predicted model, not a curated record
CGGAGGGAUGUUGAGAAGAAUGUCUGCGUGAAGCUCAUUUCUUGAAAUAUGAGGAGACUUAUGGCCUAAUCUGUGGUGAAUUUUUAUAAAUGUUCUAUAUGUUUCUUGGAGACUCUGUGGAAGCCCUGGAAUAGAUUCCUUAGUGAAGGCUACAGGAUCUUCUUUCUGACCCCAGCACCUCCAGUUGAGUCCAGAGACCCCCACCAGGCUUUGGGCUCCUGGGAAGAGUGGCAUUGUCAGCAAGAGAGAUUGAAGGCUGAGGUCCAGCGUGAACAUGCCAGUUCACAGACAUUCAACCCGGAGAUCCCUGGCCCCAUCUUCGGGGGGACAUGGUAACUCCUGUGAGGUAUCAGUGUCAUUCGAGGAUGUGACUGUGGACUUCAGCAGGGAGGAGUGGCGGCACUUGGACUCUGCUCAGAGACGCCUGUACCGUGAUGUGACACUGGAGAACUACAGCCAUCUGCUCUCAGUAGGGUACCAAGUUCCCAAACCUGAGGUCAUCUUCAAGUUGGAGCAAGGAGAAGAACCAUGGACACUGGAAGCUGAAACCCUACAUCAAAGCUAUUCAGAUAGCAAAUUUGGGAUUGAGACCUCACAACGUAGAACUACUGAAAAAGCUACAUUUCAUAGUGAAAUGGAGGAUGAAGAUACAAGAGAUGAUUCAUUGUAUUCCAUUUUAGAAGAACUGUGGCAAGAUGCUGAACAGAUAGAAAGAUAUCAGGAAAAACAAAACAAACCUCUGAAUCAUACUGCUUUUGUCAACAAGAAAAUAUUGACUACAGAGUGGGAUUAUGAAAAUAAAGAUAUUGGAAAAUUUGAUUAUCCAAGCCCAAACCUUAUUCCUUUACAGAAAAGACCCCAUAAACGUGAUUGCAUUGGAAAGAGUUUUAAGCAUAAUUUAGACUUACAUAUUCAUAAUAAAAACAAUGCAACAAAGAACUUUGAUAAAAUUAUUGGACAUAGUCAAGUUUUCCCCCAGAGUUGUUCUUAUGCUAGCCACGAAAAUACUCAUACAGGAGUGAAAUUACAUGGAAGUAAUCAGUGUGGAAAACUCCUCAGCCUCAAACAAGCACUCAGUCAAAAUGUGAAAUUUCCUGUGGGGGAGAAAGCAAACACAUGUACUGAAUUUGGGAAAAUCUUUGCCCAGAAGUCACACCUGUUUUCACCCCAGGGAAUUCAUACUGUGGAAAAACCUCAUGAACUUAGCAAAUGUGUAAAUGUUUUUACACAGAAGCAGCUGCUCAGUAUAUAUCUGAGCGUUCAUAGAGAUGAAAAACUACAUAUAUGUACUGAAUGUGGGAAGGCCUUCAUCCAUAAUUCAGAAUUAAUUAUGCAUGAGAAAACUCAUACCAGAGAGAAACCCUAUAAAUGCAGUGAAUGUGGAAAAUCAUUUUUCCAAAUGUCAUCUCUAUUUAGGCAUCAGACAACUCAUACUGGAGAAAAACUCUAUGAAUGCAGUGAGUGUGGGAAAGGCUUCUCCCUGAACUCAGCCCUCAAUAUACAUCAGAAAAUUCAUACUGGAGAGAGACACCACAAAUGUAGUGAGUGUGGGAAAGCCUUUACCCAAAAAUCAACACUCAGGAUGCAUCAGAGAAUUCAUACAGGAGAGAGAUCCUAUAUAUGUACUGAGUGUGGGCAGGCCUUCAUCCAGAAGGCACACUUGAUUGCACAUCAAAGAAUUCAUACUGGAGAGAAGCCUUAUGAAUGCAGUGAGUGUGGGAAAUCCUUCCCUUCCAAGUCACAACUUCAGAUGCAUAAGCGAAUCCAUACAGGAGAGAAACCCUAUAUAUGUACUGAAUGUGGGAAGGCCUUCACCAACAGGUCAAAUCUCAAUACCCACCAAAAAUCCCAUACUGGAGAGAAGUCUUAUAUAUGUGCUGAAUGUGGGAAGGCUUUCACUGACAGAUCAAAUUUCAAUAAACAUCAGACAAUUCAUACUGGAGAGAAACCCUAUGUUUGUACAGAUUGUGGGAGGGCCUUCAUCCAGAAGUCAGAGUUAAUCACACAUCAGAGAAUUCAUACUACAGAGAAGCCUUAUAAAUGCCCUGACUGUGAGAAAUCUUUCUCCAAGAAACCACAUCUCAAAGUACAUCAGCGAAUUCACACAGGAGAGAAACCAUAUAUAUGUGCAGAAUGUGGGAAAGCCUUCACUGACAGGUCAAAUUUCAAUAAACACCAGACAAUUCAUACUGGAGAUAAACCCUAUAAAUGCAGUGACUGUGGAAAGGGUUUCACACAGAAAUCAGUUCUUAGUAUGCAUCGCAAUAUUCAUACGUGAAAGUAACCCUGUUUCUUGAAAAUUAGAACGCCUUAUCACAGAAGUCAGGUCUAAGUGUAUAUUAUAGAAUUCACCUAAGGUAGAUCCUAUGUGAAUAUAUAAGGAAAAGCGUUCAUCAGGUUCUUUCACCUGAGAUGAGAAAAAUUAUUUAGAAGAGGGGGAAUUUUCCAUAUUUGCACAGCCUCACAAAGUAGAACUCAUGCUGGGAAAAACUGCUGUCAGUUUUCUGCAUUAGGAAAAGCCUUUUUAUAGAAAGUUAUAGGCAAAUUGUUACCAAAUUAUAGGAAGGAUGGUGUGAAAUUAUGUAAAUGACAGUCAUGAUUACUUUGGUAUAUUAAGCAAUUUACAAAAUGAAAGGCAAACAAUAUAUGUGGUGUGUAAUUGUAGUCUCACUUCUAUAUUGAGUGUGUGGCAGAACACAUUGUAUAACAGAAGGAGUAGUUGAACUGAAAUUAUUUUUUGAAUUAGGCAUAAUUGUGUCUAUAAAAUAUGUUGCCCAGUAGCUAUGAGUUGGAGUCAACUCAAUGGCAACGGGUUUGGUUUUUGUUUUUGAAUAUUUUUAUCAAGUGAAUACACAAUUUAAGUCAUGUCUUUAUAUAUACAGACGUCUGCAGAUAUAAUUUUACAUAAAUACAUAAUACAAUCCUACCAUACAUACUGGUGUUCAUGACAUAGUAUUUUUAUUUUCUUUCAUUGUGGUAGAAUGCAAAAUAGCCACAGAUUCCUCCCAUCCCUUUAUGCAUGUCCCUUUACGUUGUUACUUUGCUGUUUUUCUUAUUAAGAGAGUUUCUUUCUCCUUAACUCUGAGCUUGGCCAUGUGACUUGCUUUGAACAAUGGAACAUUAGCAAAGAGAUUCAAGAAGAGACUUGAAAAGCAUGAAAAGCCUACUUUGAGGCUUUUACCUUCUCUUCGUACUCUUUGGAAUCUUGAGACCUCCGUGUGAAAUAUUUUUUGGUGCUUGAGACCUUCUCAGCUAAACAAAAGGGCUUCUAAAAAUCUGUACAGCAUUGUCCCACAGCAGCCUGACAUUGCACAAAGCAAAGAGAGGCCUAUCUUAAAAAGAAUUGUCGAUGUGGCAUUUGGGGCAUGGAGUAGAUCCGAACCAGAUUCAUAGGAAGCCCAUAAUGUUUUUAAAGGGAGUUUUACUAGUGAAAUUGCUUCCAGGAUGGACUUAAAGGGUCUAAACCAGUUCAAAUGAAAAGUGGCCUCUGGACUCCUCUCCCUAACUUCUGUGAACAGGAAGCAAGCUGAGAAAGCUACUCAACUGCAAACAUGAACCAGUUCUUGUGAGAAAAGAAGGGCAUCUCAGAAGACCCAAGAACAGUAUAGUAAAAUGGACUGGGGAGCCACUCCCAGGGAGAACUGUGCCAAAAUCGAGAAACAUUAUCUGCACUUGGAGUAGGGGGACCUGCAGCAUUUACUCUGUUUUAUUUCAGAUAGUUAUGGACCAGUGAGUGUUACGUGCCUCUUCUUCCCGUUUUUUGAAUGGGAGUGUCUCUUGCAGUUAUAGUGUGUGUGUCUAUGCAUAUAUAUAAAAUUGUGUUUGCAGGGGUUAGAUAACUUGUCAUUUAGCUCACAGGUCUCUGGAUCAAGAAACUGGGAAACUGCACCCAGGAAGCCUCAGCCAUAUCUAGACCUGAUGCAGGAGACUUGAGCUCCUGGAUUUGAACCUGAUGCCAUAAUUGGGAUGAAACAUUUGGAGGUCCCAGAAUGGGGGUGAACAUAUUUUGCAUGAGGGAGUCAUAUGAAUGAUUUUUUUUUCCAUAGGACAGACUGUAGUAUAGAAAAAUGCUAGACUUUUUCCAUCCCUGCAUGUAUGUCAUUUCAAUCUUUUUUCUCAUGUUUCAGUUAGGACAAUUUCCACUGACCUAUCUUCAAGUCACUGAUUCCCCACCCCUACCCCAGACUCUGUCUAGUCUACUGAUGAACCUGCUGAUGACAUUCUUCAUCUCAGUUGUUUUCUUACUACUAGCAUUUUCAUUGGACUCACCGUUUUCAUCUCUUUACUGUAAUUCCCCAUCUGUUCAUGCACAUUAUUCAUGUUUUUUACUAUAACGUUUAACAUAUUAGUCAUAGUUAUUUUAAAUUUUCUGCCUGAUAUUUCCAACAGCUGGGUCAACUAAGUCUAGGUCAGUUGAUUGCUUUAUUUCUUGACAGUGGGUUGUUCUCGCUGUUUUGUGUCUAAUAAUUUUUUUAAUAUUGUGUUUUAGGUGAAAGUACAGAGAAAAUUAGUUUCCCAUUUAACAAAUUGUACACAAAGUUCCAUGACAUUGGUUGCAAUCCCCAACACUCUACCCAUUUUUGCCCUGGGUUCCCAGUUACCUUUCAUCUGGUUUUCCUACCCCUUGCUGCCUUCUCAUUUAUAUUUUUGGGCAAAUGUUGCCCUUUUGGUAUUGUAUAAUUGUUUAUUCUAUGGAGCACAUUCUU